Messenger RNA from Ostrea edulis (European flat oyster), 2392 nucleotides. RefSeq names its product nitrilase and fragile histidine triad fusion protein NitFhit-like. The coding region runs from base 808 to 2217 and encodes 469 amino acids. Gene Ontology annotation, molecular function: hydrolase activity, acting on carbon-nitrogen (but not peptide) bonds, in linear amides. The record is from RefSeq and is a predicted model, not a curated record. Lineage: Eukaryota; Metazoa; Mollusca; Bivalvia; Ostreida; Ostreidae. The transcript has 11 exons.
UGAAACAUGUACAUGUAUGUUGUACUGUAAGGGCACUGCACUUUUCAUCGUAAACUGAAACUCAAACAUUACCGUGAUUACGUACCGAAACUUACUGUUCAAAACUGAUUUUUUAACCAAAUACUGGGUUCAGCAAUGUGAGGCACUUACAUAUAUAUAGACAUUUUAACCCCUCUUUCGAAUUUAAAAUUGAAAGGGGUGUGGAGUAUGAUUUUUUAAUUUGUAUUUACCCCCCACAAAAAGUUUAUAUAUAGAGUGAGAUGAAUGCGUGCACAUUUCAUAAGACUGCCUGUAAACAAACUUUUAAUAUGUUUUACGGCGUGACCGUGUUUGAGGGCGAAGCAAAAAAGUUUUGACAUUAGUAUCUAUAUCCAAAACAGGACAAAAACAACCCGAAGUUAGCACGCGGACGGAGCUGUAUCAAAGCAUCCUAAUUUUUGGACAUUUGAUCCACCUAUAUAUUGAACGCGGGAAAUAUAACGCAAUUGAUGUAAACAGUACAUUGUGACGUCAUAUUCAGCGUCGUUAUUUAGCAAAUUUACAAACAAAGCGUUUGAACCACAACAAAAAACAUGGCGUUAAUCGUGGAGUGAUUAUAUAUGAUUAAGAAAAUAAGAUUUACAUGCUUUUACGGAUUUUAUGUGUAACAUCUCAGAACGACGUGAACUAGGGUAGACGAUAUUCAAAAUGGAGGAAUACAUGUCCACGCGCUAAUAUUCGAAUCGACGCCAUUGGUACCAAACUUUUCAAGUUCCAUAGCUAAGGUCUUUAAUCAUCAGAAUUGAUUUCAAAGUGCAAAUGUCCUAAAUGUUAUCCAAACUACUGCGACCAGUUCUUUGCCAUUAUCCUCGUUACAAGGGCAGACAACUACUGUAUAGAAUGCUUACCAGUUCUAGUCAACCAGAUUCAAGAAAUCCUCUAAUAGGGGUGUGUCAGCUGACAUGUACAGCAGACAAGAGGCAGAAUUUCCAGACGGCUAAAUCACUUAUUGAACGGGCUUCUAGCAGAGGUGCAAAAAUGAUUUUUCUGCCAGAGGCAGCAGACUACAUUGGAGAGAGUAAAUCUCAAAGCAUUGAGUUAGCUGAGACGCUGGAAGGAGAAACCAUUUCCAAAUACCGAGAGCUAGCCCAGCGGGAAUCAGUGUGGUUGUCUGUGGGCGGAUUUCACCAGAAGAGUGAAGAAGAAAAAGACAGUCGAGUUUUAAACACUCAUGUGAUUAUUGACGAUCAGGGUCAAGUAAGAGACACUUACAGUAAGACACAUUUGUUUGACCUUGACCUAGAAGGUCGUGUCAGGCUUUGUGAAAGUGAUUACACAAUUCCAGGCAAGAGAGUUACUUCCCCUGUCAAGACAUCGGUUGGAAAUGUUGGAAUGGAAAUUUGUUAUGACCUGAGGUUCCCAGAGUUGUCAUUAGUUUUAGCUCAGCAAGGAGCAGAUAUCUUGACCUUUCCCUCAGCCUUCACAGUUACCACUGGAAUGGCACAUUGGGAGGUUUUACUUCGAAGUCGUGCAAUAGAGACCCAGUGUUAUGUAGUGGCAGCGGCACAGUCUGGUAAACACAACAGCAAACGGUCAUCGUAUGGACAUUCCAUGGUAAUAGAUCCCUGGGGCACCGUCAUAGCCCAAUGCAGUGAUGGAGUAGAUGUAUGUUUUGCUGAAAUCAAUUUGGAUUACAUCCAGAAAAUCCGAGAGGAGAUGCCGGUGACGAAACACAGAAGGCCGGACUUAUACGGAGUCCUACAGCACCACAGCAAAGGACAUAUCGAUGAGACGCCUCAUUAUCAGUUUGGCCAGCAUUCCGUGGGAUGUCAGCAGGUAUUCUACAAGACGGCUCUCAGCUUCGCCUUUGUUAACAUCAAACCAGUGCUGCCUGGUCAUGUUCUGGUGUCCUCUCUACGUCCGGCCAAACGUUUUAGUGACCUGACGCCAGCUGAGUUAGCCGAUUUAUCACUGUGUGUUCAGAAGGUGUGUGGAGCAGUGGAGAAGCACUUCUGUGGGACGUCGGUGACCAUCGCCAUACAGGACGGGCCAGACUCCGGCCAGACUGUAGAGCAUGUUCAUGUUCAUAUCUUGCCCCGGAAGCCAGGAGACCUUCCUAAUAAUGAUGAUAUUUAUCGAGAGCUAGCUCAUCACGAUAAAGAUAUCAAGUCGUCAGAGCGCCGCUCAGAAGAGGAAAUGAAUCGAGAGGCAGCAUCAUUGAGACCCUACUUCCUGUAGCGAGACUGUGAAGAAAACACCUAGUGGCUUUCAUCUGUGAUGUUAAAGUAGACUUUUAGCUAGUAUUACUGCUUCUUAGUAAUCAGAAAAGUACUGCAAAGCAGACGAUUUCUUUAUGUGUGUAUUUAUUAAAAUGAAAGAUGUUAUUACACAGAAAUAAAUGUAUUAAGAGAUA